AACAAAAAAAAUAAACCACCUUCCCCUCUUUCUCUUUUAACACUUCGGUCCGAAAAAAAACCUUAUAAAACACAAACAGACGACUCCUUUCGAUGCUUUAAGGAACACAACCGUAAUGGAUACUGACGAGAGAAUGACGGCUUUGAAGAGGGCGUAUGCGGAUAUAAUCUUGAAUACGGCGAAGGAGGCUGCAGCGAGGAUUAUGUCGUCUGAACAGAAAGCUGUUCGGUAUAAGCACGAGCUCAAAGUGGCGAAAGAAGAGGCGCUUGGGAUGCUGUUGCGUCUCAAGCAGAUGAUGGAUUCUAAGAUUAGUGAAUCAGAGUUGACGUCCUUAAGUCAACAGAGGAAGAUUGAAGAACUUGAAGCUCAACUUCAGGAAGCGGAAGAUAUUGUGAAUGAUCUCAGAGUGGAGCUGAGGGAAGUUCAGGCUGAACUUGAGAGGGUGACCAGCUGCAAAGAGAAAGGAGCACAGAACUUAGAGGAAGUUGACACUGCUACUCGCGGAGAACUACCCGAGGAGAACAGAGUUGUGUUGCCUCCAGAAUCACAGGAGGAGUCUGUGACAAUUUCUAACAACGAAGUUAUGAAUAUGAAGCAGAAAAAUCAGUGCUCUCAGUCGUGUAGCAAAAUGGUUCAAAUUGGAAAACUUAAAGUUGCAGGUCCAGAUUUACCCUCUAUAAUUUUGAGAAGUAAAGUGCCAGAGCUAUACAGAAAUGGGUGUACACAGAGAAUUCGUGCUUGUGAAGGAAACCUUUUAGAUGGAGAUUUAUCUGUUUGUAAAGGAGUUGAAAAGAUUAAAAAUGAAAAUGGUGAUGGAGUAGAUGAAGGGAUCUGUUCAGCACCUAUUAAUAAAGUUGAUGAUGUGGUUAAUCCACAUGAAAAUAUUCAACAAGCAGAUGACUUGCUUAGCAGUUGGCACCUGCUAAAAUCUUUUCGCCAAAAAAGAAGAAGAGCUAUGAGAACUAGGAAAUCCGAUUAUUCUUCACCAAGAAGCAGUCCUGAUGAUUUCCUGAAUAUUGAUAAAACAUCAAACACUGGUAGCUUGACUGCUCACUCCAGCCUUGCGAGCGAUUGUGCUCCUGGUGAAGAUCCUUCAAAUAUGGGCCCCAGCUUGUCGAUAGAAAAAGCUGAACCAGACAUGAAGCCGGGAUUAACUGAAAUGUACGUAGAUGGACCGCUGAUUGCGAGACCUUUUCGCCGAAAAAGAAGAAGAGUUGUGAGAAAUUGGAAAGCCGAUCGUCCAUCUCCAAGAAGCAGUCCUGAUCAUCUCCUUGAUACUGAUAAAACAUCAAAUACUGGUGGAUUGACAGCUAAUUCCAGCCCUGCUAGAGAUUGUGCUCCUGGUGAAGAUCCUUCUCAGAUGGGCCACAUCUUGUCAAUAGAAAAAGCUGAACCAGACAUGGAGCUGGGAUUCACUGAAAUGUAUGAAAAUGAAACGCAGUCUGCUGAAACUUCUGGUGUUUUGAAUGCAACAGUCGAGGAUCAGUUAGUGAUGGCAAAGAUAGAUCCUCCCAGACACGAAAGUAGAUCUUUGGAGAGCUUAGAGGUUCCUGUAAACAGAACCGAUUUUGAAAAUGUUAGCAGUCAGUUAUUGAACUCAUUGUCAAAGAUAGCUGAUGUAAAUGGUGAAGUUCCUAGCCAAACUCUGAAUGAUAGGGUCAUUAAAUACACCUUUCAAAGAAAGAGGAAGAGAGAACAGUUGAAUGUAUCAGAAGAGAAUGCACCAAUUGAGAAGAGCUCUUCAAAGGAAUUAAAUGGAGAAAAACGAAAUGGUCAUGUAGAGCGCUCUUCAAAGGAAUUAAAUGGAGAAAAACUGAAUGGUCAUGUAGAGCUCUCUUCAAAGGAAUUAAAUGGAGAUAAACUGAAUGGUCAUGUAGAGCCAAAAAUGUCAAAUUCAGCUACAGAAUCAUCACGAGACAGUCGCCGAAUGGCACAGGUCGCUCGACAGCUAAUUUCUUUGUCUGAGAAGAAGUGGUGGAAGUGAAUAAGAGUUCACACCAACACGAGUAGUGGCAGCAAAAUCCAUGAUGUUCUUUCCACCUUUGGAGAUCAUUUCAAGAAAGGAUGUGAUGGAUAAGGACUGAGAGUUGAUCGAAUUGAUAAAUGAAGGCAUGAUAUCUGAUAGAGUUAACGAUGUUUUUUUGUUUCAAUGUUGUCGUACUAUGAUAUAUAUAAAAUUGGCUAUUGUUCACCGUUAAUGUUUAAUUAUUUUCAGUAAGAAUCUCAAUUGUCUGAUUUAAACAUCUGCUGAUUCCUGCAUCUAGUAUUUUCCUAGAUGACAAUUCUGGCUGAGUUUUUGGCCUUCAUUGCUCAUUUAAAGGGCUGCUGAUUUCUGUUGCUACA
Molecule: messenger RNA, 2343 nt
Organism: Lycium ferocissimum
Lineage: Eukaryota; Viridiplantae; Streptophyta; Magnoliopsida; Solanales; Solanaceae
Exons: 4
Coding region: 116-1984 (622 amino acids)
Source: RefSeq, a predicted model, not a curated record